Molecule: messenger RNA, 644 nt
Organism: Mycotypha africana
Lineage: Eukaryota; Fungi; Mucoromycota; Mucoromycetes; Mucorales; Mycotyphaceae
Product: ATP-dependent RNA helicase DHX8
Exons: 2
Coding region: 310-510 (66 amino acids)
Source: RefSeq, a predicted model, not a curated record
CAAUUACUAGGUAUUAUGGACAGGUAAGAUGGCUCGAAAAACAAUAGUACAGAUGCAAAGUAAGGAGUAUUGACAUUAUUGGAUAUUAGAUAUCGCCAUGAUAUUGUAUCUUGUGGACGUAACUAUACUAAAGUGUGUAAAGCGCUCGUGUCUGGUUAUUUCAGAAAUGCAGCGAAAAAGGACCCGCAGGAAGGGUAUAAGACGUUGUUAGAAGGUACACCUGUAUAUAUUCACCCUUCUAGUGCCUUAUUCAAUAAGGGUCCUGAGUGGGUUAUUUAUCACGAAAUUGUGUUCACAACAAAAGAAUAUAUGCGUGAAGUGACAGCGAUCGACCCACGAUGGUUAACAGAAGCGGCACCUACUUUCUUCCGUGUUGCAGAUGCUAACAAGAUCUCCAAAAGAAAGAAGCAAGAAAAAAUUGAACCCUUAUAUAAUCGUUAUGAAAAGCCUAAUGAAUGGCGUCUCAGUAGAGUCAAACGCGGCGGUCGUAUUAGCCAAACCUUUGGUUAAAGAACCUCUGGAGAAUUAUGCAUAUUCCAUUUACAUUUAUAGCUUCUUAAGUAACUUUUAUUUUCUGAUUAAUGUAGAGAUAAUAAUAAAUUGGCGGUGCCCCUGGCUUGUCGUUGAGUUGAGUUACUUGAAUG